Acanthisitta chloris (rifleman) is the source of this 2145-nucleotide messenger RNA. RefSeq names its product myosin light chain kinase family, member 4 (gene MYLK4). Gene Ontology annotation, molecular function: protein serine/threonine kinase activity; ATP binding. Gene Ontology annotation, cellular component: nucleus; cytoplasm. Gene Ontology annotation, biological process: protein phosphorylation; positive regulation of apoptotic process; intracellular signal transduction. Bases 1 to 2145 code for a protein of 714 amino acids. NCBI's taxonomy places the organism in Eukaryota, Metazoa, Chordata, Aves, Passeriformes, Acanthisittidae. The record is from RefSeq and is a predicted model, not a curated record. The transcript is spliced from 13 exons.
AUGACCACAUCCAGCAGGCAGAGCUCUUCUACAUCUAUGGUCAACAACUUGGCCAAAAUAUUUGAUCCAAACACUUUGCAAAACCAAGGGCCUGAUAAUGGAAUGGAACCUCCUCAAAUUCUUCAUGUUGCAAGCAGUGAUAUCAGUACAUCUGAAAGUUUUAACAUCAUGGAUAUGAAGUUUGCCUCCCUUGAAGAGAAAAUUGAUAAGCUGUUGACUCUGCAAGACAAUGUCCUUAAGAAGCUUAACAGUGUUUCCCAAGAAAUCUGUUGCAUCGAAAAAGAUAUUGAGAUGGUAAAGGCAGAAACAUCUGAACCUGGACCAAGGAUGGAAAGGAACAAAAAACUGAGAAGUAAUGAUAUGAAGAGACUUUGCCUUAAAAUGAAAAAAUCUCUUUCUGAUUUAAACAGGAAUGCAGAACAGCAGGUUAAAAGACUAGAUGGACUGGAACAAAGUGUUUCUGGACUACAGAAACUUGUAGGGCCUCUGGUUGAGAAGGUGAAAACAUUUAUAAUUCAUAAUUCAAGUGUAAAACACCAUGUAAAAAAACGUAAAGUUUGCAAACCAGGUGAUUAUACAAAAGGAGCUGGACAUCCACAUCCCUUUAGGAUGCACAUUUUCUCGGAGACAACAGCUGAUGACCUGCGCAAGAAGAAAAAGGAAAAGGUCCUCACAGAAAAGUCGCAUUUAGCUGAGACAGAAACAAAAGAAAAGAAGCCACCAGAUUCAACAGAGGAGGCCGUCCAGGAGAGCCAGUCCUGCUCUCAGGAAGAAGAAGUUGAUAAACUCAACAAGGAAAAUGCCAAGAGGGAAAGUCCUGUUCUGCUUGAAGUGGAUCCUCCCAAAUUUCAUACUGAAGGGUCAGAGGAGAAAGAAGAAAGUUUGACUUCAGAAAGCUAUGAUGAAUAUAGGAGAAACUCUGUUCAGGAAUCCUUCACUCCAGAAGAGCAGCAGGAAGAGCAUGCUGUUGAUGAUGCUUGUCAAAGGCUAACUGGGCAGGAGACAGAGUGCGAGUCCCCAGCAGAUGAGGAAAAGAAGGAGGAACAUCAGGUGCCUGGGGAUGAACAACAAGAAGAGAGGGAGAAUGAAGGGGAGGGAAAUGCUGAUAAGAGUGAAAAAGGGGUUGAGGAACCACCAGCUCCUUCCCAAAAUGAAGAUGAGGCAGAACAAAGCCAUGAUGAAGAGGCAUCACUGGAAAGGUGUAAAAGCUGCGAAAAAGAUGAUAUUCCUACUCCACCAGCACCAUUCGAUCACCGGAUUGUCUCAGCCAAAAGGGUGGGGAUCAGCAAUUAUUAUAAUGUCAACGAGGAUGAAGUCCUGGGAGGGGGGCGAUUUGGGCAAGUGCACAAAUGUGAAGAGAAAGCAACAGGUCUCAAGCUAGCAGCCAAAAUUAUUAAAGCAAAAGGUCCAAAACAGAAGGAUGAAGUAAAAAAUGAAAUCAAUGUCAUGAACCAGCUGAAUCAUGUGAACCUCAUCCAGCUAUAUGAUGCCUUUGAGUCUAAAAAUGACAUUGUACUCGUCAUGGAAUAUGUGGAAGGAGGAGAGUUAUUUGACCGAAUUAUUGAUGAAAACUACAAUUUAACAGAGAUGGAUACUAUCUCAUUCAUAAAACAGAUCUGCAAGGGAAUUCAGUACAUGCACCAAAUGUACAUUCUUCAUUUGGAUCUCAAGCCUGAGAAUAUCCUGUGCGUGAACCGAGAGGCAAAUCAAAUAAAAAUUAUUGAUUUUGGAUUGGCAAGAAGAUAUAAACCCAGGGAAAAACUUCGAGUUAACUUUGGGACUCCAGAAUUUCUUGCUCCUGAAGUUGUGAAUUAUGAGUUUGUCUCUUUUCCUACAGACAUGUGGAGUUUAGGAGUAAUUGCUUAUAUGCUCCUCAGUGGAUUGUCUCCUUUUUUGGGUGAUGAUGACAAUGAGACCCUCAACAAUAUCCUGGCCUGUAACUGGGAUUUUGAAGAUGAGGAAUUUCAAGGUGUUUCUGAUGAGGCCAAAGAUUUCAUCUCAAAGCUUCUCAUCAAGGAAAAAUGCUGGAGAUUAAGUGCAACUGCUGCCUUAAAACACCCAUGGUUAACAGACCACAAGCUCCACUGCAGACUCCAGAAAAAGGUUAAAGGUGACUGUGUGUCCCAAGCACUCCCUGCUCAAUAA